Messenger RNA from Prunus armeniaca (apricot), 1056 nucleotides. NCBI's taxonomy places the organism in Eukaryota, Viridiplantae, Streptophyta, Magnoliopsida, Rosales, Rosaceae. The record is from the annotation of a GenBank genome assembly.
AUGUCCCGCCACAACUCCUCCACUUUCCCUUCUUGCUUCCGCCCCUCCACCGCCAAACCCACCGACCUCCGCCACUCCUCGCCGCCUCCACCUCCUCCCCCGCCAAUCUCCGGCCAUCCCAACCUCACCACGUGCCUCUACCACACCGACCUCGCCCUCUUCUCCCUCACCUGGUCCCGCUCCUUCCUCGGCCGCUCUCUCCACCUCAACACCCUCCACCACUCCUUUGACUCUCCCCUCCCUCCUUCUCUCUCCUCCGCCUCGCCCCCUUCCUUCCACCUCCACAUCAAACCCUUCAUCUUCUGGAAGAAGCAUGGCUCCAAGAGGCUCUCCCCCAACACUCGCAUCUUCUGGGAUCUCUCCAGGGCCCGGUUCGGGUCCGGACCCGAACCCCAAUCCGUGUUCUACAUCGCCGUCGUCGUCGAUGACGAGAUGACCCUCCUAGUCGGAGAUUUGACCAGAGAAGCCUACGCCAAAACCAGAGCCCACAAAGCCCAGACUCCCCAAAUCCCAAUUCUGAAACGGGAGCAUGUGGUCGCCAAGAAAAUCUACACCACGAAAGCGAGAUUUGGUGGGAAGCUGAGAGAGAUCCAAAUCGACUGCGGGUACGGCAACGACCUGAGCCGGCUAUGUUUCAGCGUGGACGGCCAGAGGGUUCUGCAGAUAAAGCGUUUGAAGUGGAAAUUCAGAGGCAACGAGCGAAUCGAAGUGGACGGGGCGCCGCUGCAGAUCUCGUGGGACGUGUACAAUUGGUUGUUCGAGAGCGACAGUGACGACGGGCACGCCGUGUUCAUGUUCAGGUUCGAAGAAGACGAAGAAAUCAACAAAGAGAGCAAUAAUUGCCAGCUGGGUCAUUUAAAUUCAUGGAAUUUUGGGAUGAAUGGGAUCGAGUGGAGGAAGAUGGGGAAGAGCUUGUCGUCUUCUUCGGUGUCGAUGUCGUCUGCAGGGUCUUCUGGAGGGAGCUCGUCGGUGAUGGAGUGGGCUAGUAUGGAGGAAAGUGAGCUCAGCGGCGGUCCUACUGGGUUUUCUUUGCUGGUUUAUGCCUGGAAAAGGUGA